Messenger RNA from Dracunculus medinensis (Guinea worm), 318 nucleotides. The record is from the annotation of a GenBank genome assembly. Lineage: Eukaryota; Metazoa; Nematoda; Chromadorea; Rhabditida; Dracunculidae.
AUGGAAAUAGCAGACAGUGGCGAAGGAUGGAUGAGGAUUGGGAUAAAAUCCAUUGAAUAUUCGGGUAAAUAUUUUGAAGCCGAAAAUCCACAAAAACGUUUAGACGCAGUUUUUAUUGGCAAUACACGAGUAUUAAAUGUACGUUUGGAAAAUUUACGAAGAAGCUAUAAUAAAUUGCUUGUUGAAUUGAGUUAUUUGCCGGUCGAUCGCGAAACUCUCUCUCAAUGCAUGUUCAAGCAACACGAAGUUGAUUUCAUUCCCUUGACGAAAGUAAAAUUUUCAUUGGAAUCUGCAAUCCCCUUGGCUCUUGGAAAGUAG